Hyaloscypha bicolor E is the source of this 417-nucleotide messenger RNA. RefSeq lists its product as uncharacterized. The transcript has 4 exons. NCBI's taxonomy places the organism in Eukaryota, Fungi, Ascomycota, Leotiomycetes, Helotiales, Hyaloscyphaceae. Gene Ontology annotation, cellular component: vacuolar proton-transporting V-type ATPase, V0 domain. The record is from RefSeq and is a predicted model, not a curated record. Gene Ontology annotation, molecular function: proton-transporting ATPase activity, rotational mechanism. Bases 84 to 314 code for a protein of 76 amino acids. Gene Ontology annotation, biological process: vacuolar acidification; proton transmembrane transport.
CCCCAAUCCGACUGCCUACGAUUUCGAGAUGAUCGCAACAGCAUCUCCAAGCUCUCAUCACAAGCUCACAAACACUCACCACCAUGGCGAACGGUUGGAGUAUCAUCAUCGGCCUCGUGGUAGUCUUGCUUGCCUGCGGAGCAGCAUGGUUCUUCUCACCUAAAGGAGAAACACAAACAAUCUGGCGAAGCUCUCUGAUCCUGUCCUUCGCAAGCUGUUAUAUCAUGUGGGCUAUUACUUUCCUCGCACAAUGGCAUCCACUCAUCGUACCUCGACGCGGCGACCUAAGAGCAGGUGCAAUACACGAGAGUUGAGGGAAGAGAUAUAAGGACAGUCGGGGCAUUCGCGUGGCAUAGGUGUACAUUUUUGGCGUUGAGGUUGCUGGCAGAUUACAAGGUCAGAUUUGAGAGUGGUGUA